Molecule: messenger RNA, 1102 nt
Organism: Lineus longissimus
Lineage: Eukaryota; Metazoa; Nemertea; Pilidiophora; Heteronemertea; Lineidae
Product: 2-iminobutanoate/2-iminopropanoate deaminase-like
Exons: 5
Coding region: 94-501 (135 amino acids)
Cellular component (GO): cytosol; mitochondrion
Molecular function (GO): deaminase activity
Source: RefSeq, a predicted model, not a curated record
UAUUGGUACUUCUGUGCGUUGCUGAAUACCAAAAGUUGCCAAUUUUGCCGAAAGUUUGUGCUACCUAAACAUCUUUUUUCAAACGAUUUAGGGAUGGCAGGCAUAAUUCGUCGUGUUAUUGCCUCUGCAAAGGCCCCAGCUGCCAUUGGACCAUACAGUCAGGCAGUCCAAGUGAAUGAGACCCUCUACAUCUCUGGUCAGCUGGGUCUCAAUCCUGAAACUAUGGACUUCAUUAGUGACGAUGUUGCUGAGCAGACCAAGCAGGCGCUUACAAAUAUGGGAGCGAUACUUGAGGCUGCAGGUUCAUCUUACAACCAGGUGGUGAAAACAACAAUUCUCUUGGCAGAUUUGAAUGACUACAAGGCAGUGAAUGAUAUAUAUGCAGGAUUUUUCAAAGUACCAUAUCCUGCUCGAGCUGCCUUUCAGUGUGCGGCACUACCAAAGCUUGGAAAAGUUGAGAUAGAGGCUGUUGCAAUCGUAGGGGACAUACAAGACCAGUAACAGAUGUGACAGUCAUUUACAAAGAAAGCUGAUUUUCCCAAACAGAUUUGAGUUUGAUUUACAACUAAUAAUGAAUGGAUAGAGCUUGUCUUUCCACAUGAGUUAAAUGUCAGUUGAGAGGGCUGAGAGGCCUUGGCUAAUGUAGGAGAUGUAAUGGAUAUGUACCUGUAACUGCACCACUUCAGCAGUACAGAAUGGAUGUCCUUUCUGAACAAACCUUGAUCCUUGUGAACCCUUUUACAUUACUAUGGGCCUGAGAUGUAAGAUACAUGUAAUGCAUUGAUUGUCUUUUCAAGUGAAAGAUUUUGAUUGUUUGCCAUUAAAAGCCAAAACUUUACACCCUUUCAAUAUUAUGCCAAGUGCCCUAAGCCAUGUGCAUUCCAAUGAUUUUUGGCAGAAUAUCAGGGCGUAUAGUCACUGGAAUUGUGGUUUAUGGUUGAUUAUGCUAUCAUUACAGGUAUAAUGGCAGCAAAGCUGAUAUACUGAUCAUUCCGUAAUAAAGAAUCACUGGGUGAAAGAUGGCAACAAAUUGUUUACUUUUAAUUAUUUUUGUGAUGGGUUGACAGUAAUAUUUCAAUAAAUGAUAUUGUUACAAAGAUAA